AUGCCCCGAAAGCCGAAGCGUACGGAAGAGUGGGAACGCCGGGCAGAUGAGAGGUUUGAGGCCCAGGCAGAUCAGGCAGUGCCGACCUCGAAAACAACGAAGGUGUCAAAGGUGACGGAUGUGGUGGAUGCGACGGUGAAGGAAGAGCCGGAAAAGCCGGAAAAGCCAAAAGCACAACACCGAAAGAAGUGUGAGGCCGUGGAUGACAUUCUGUCGCAAAACUCGACCGUGGGUUCCCUGGAAGUGCUAAAUGCGUGGGGCCAUGGAGUUUCUCAGGACACAGACGGCGCGAAGUGCGGUGGGUACAAAGAUGGACUUGGUGAUUUUGUAGCGAUGGAUGCUCAGGAAGGGCCCUCUCGGAACGAAGUUGCUUCCUUGGCCUUUGGUCAUGACAGUGUCCGAGGAGCUUACGAAGAGCUUGGGGCUGCUGGCUUCUAUGAACUGAAAGGUUCAUCAUAUGUGAACCCGCAUGAGGGUGUUCUGUCAGAGGCACCGGGCUUUCUCAAGCAAAAAGCUUUGUUGCUGGCACUGCAGAUGGCUCUGGAUGAGUGGCAGAGGUCGCGAGAGCUGCCAUUGCGUCGGUCCUUGGACCUUGCCUGUGGCAGUGGCGAAGCCACGCUUGCGCUGGAAGCCUGGCUGCAAAAAAAGGCCCUGGAGGCAGAGGUGGAAGCAGCAGAUCCGUACACCUUUGAGGCGUUUGAGCGUCGUUUGGGCCGCAGCUGCCAUCGUUGGAGCUUUGAAAAUAUUGCCGAGGGCAUCAUGGAGCAGGAGCCAAUCUAUGACCUCGUUCUUUGUAGCUUUGCCUUGCACUUGCUAGAUCGCUCCUGGAUUGCUUGCACCCUGAGCUCACUGGCACGGCGGGCUCGUUUCUUGGUGGUGGCAACUCCCCACAAGCGACCGGUGAUCGAGAAGAGAUUUGGUUGGGAGCAGCUGGAAGAACUUCUCCACAAGCGAGUCCGAAUCAGUCCACCUUGCAAUCUCGUGCAAUUCUUCGUGCUGCAGGGCAGCUGGUGCCACAUGCCCUUCAUGUCAUCAAAACGUGACUCCGCGGAGGGCUUGCUGUCCCGCGCUGCUCAGCACCUGGUAGGGUCUCCCAAGCGAGAAAGUGGGAGCAGGACUCCUCCGAGGAAUGAAGGAUCGGAAGCGGAAAGGGUAGCCUCCAAAGCUGAGAAAGUCGAAAGCAUCGCAGUGAAAGGGAAAAGUGAUAAAGGUGAUCACGAGAAGGGCAUCAGUUUCACAGUAGAUGGCACGCUCAUGGGCUUGAUCAAUUACAUGCUCGAUGGUAUUGUCCCAUAUGAGCAGGAUAAGGAGAUUGUCCAAGUAAGGCGCAGUGGAAGCUUGUAUCGACGACUCGAUGACCUCAACAAAUAUACAAUCUUCCAGGAAAUUCCCCUUCCACUGAAAGAGAAGCUAGUGCAACUGGGCAUCAAAGAGGACUUGCUAAAUCGUGCCAUGGGUUCAAUGCUCGGCAUGGCAGUGGGUGACUCUUUGGGUCAUCCCUUUGAAUUUUUGCCAGUGCAAGACCGGCCUGUUGGACCACACUUUGACCCCAACAGCUUCGAGUUUAUCGAUGCAUCCAAUGCUUUUCAGCUGAAACGAGGACAGUGGACCGAUGAUGCUGCUAUGGGCCUCUGCAUGGCAGACUCUCUGAUUUUGAGACGUGACUUUGAUGGAAGUGACAUGAGGCUUCGGUUUUGGUGUUGGUGGAACAGAGGCUACAACAAUGCCUUUCGCAAGGACCCCAGCCGCAGCUCUUCAGUGGGUUUGGGAGGCAACAUUGCAAAAUCGCUGACAGAUUUGUCACACCUUUUGCCUGGAGAGUUGCCGCCACCGGCCUACAAAGCAGCGACCGAAGAUGCUGGAAAUGGCAGCCUCAUGCGCUUCACACCUGUCGCAAUAUACUUCCAUAGUGCACCAGUGGAUGAGCUGCUGCACUUUGCACGGUUGUGUUCUUAUACGACACACCCAGGCAUCAUUGCAGCAGAAGCAUGUUCACUCUUGGCCUUUCUCAUCAUGAGGGCAUUGACGCGCAAGGGUGCGGAAAGCUCGAUGAGUUCCAAACAAUUCUUGGAGAAAACAACUCAAGAAUACCUCAAAGUGUCUGGAUUGGAGAAGAGGUCUGGCUGGGGUUACGACCAAAUGAACUGGCUGGUGAGAUCGAAGCCAGUGAACGCCACUGAGAGAUGUUGGGACUGGAAGUCCUCUGACCUUGAUAUUGCUGGCACCUUGCGAGCACGUGGUCGGACAUACAAUGGAUAUCCGGUCUCUUCCGGCUACUUUGGUUCCUACUCUCUGGACGGCAUGGCUCUGGCUCUUUGGGCCUUUUACCACACAACAACAUUUGACGAGGCAGUGGUAAAGUCAGUGAACUUGCUUGGUGAUGCUGAUAGCCAUGGCUCUAUCACUGGACAGCUGGCUGGUGCUUUCUACGGCUACACCAGCAUUAGUCCAAAGUUCGUUGAAUGGGUCACCCGCUGGGAUGAUCAUGAGUUCGCUUGCCGCGGUGUCCUUUUGGCACACUUGGGUGCAGCAGCAGCAGAAUCUGCCUGUCCGAGCCGCAGCUUUGGCAUUGGCCCUGCAGACAAAUGGGCAACAGUGUCGGAUAGCCCCAAAAGCUUCCGCCGGGUAUGUCCGGAACACCCAGAAGUAGCAUGGUCGGUCUGGGACACACUGCCAAAUGCAGGGCCAGAGCAAGUAGUGGGGGCGACAAACCGUGUCCCACAGGUGCCAUUGAGCACAUCCAACCUAUGCAGCGCUGGUCACUUGCCCUCCUAUGCCUUUGCGUUUGCUGGCAUUGAGGGAACCGAAUGGAAGGCAGCGCCCAAAGCAGCGCCAAGACGGCUUCAGGGCUUCUUUCCGCCAACGGAGACAGCCCCGGCUCCGACUGAGCCUCCAACCGACUUGGCUGGCGCAUCUAUGGUUAUCGCUCCCUUGCCUCCUAUAGGUCCAACUGACGCCCCUGAGGCCAAGGCCCCGGCACCCGCAACUGCAGCUCCUGCCCCUGCACCACCUGCAAAGCCAAAGGCCCCGGAGCCUACACCGGAGCCACUGAAGCCCUUCCCAGGAGGGAUGUCCGUUGAGGAUAUCACAGGUGAUGUCCCUGCCCUCACUGGCGACUUCCCAGCAGCUCCUACCUUUCUACCGACCAAGCCUGCAGAGCCCACUGAGCCCACUGCGCCCACUGGAACUGCGGCUCCUCUCCUACAACUCACCACGAAGGCGCCUCCUCCUGCUUUGACCAGUGCGACAUUCCCGACCUUUAAGGUUGGAACGAGUUGCGACCAGCACCUCUCCCACGUGGCGGUGGCUGCAGGCAUCCCAAAGCCACAGCUGAGACUCUACUUUGCGGGCUGUGGCCAGCAACCAACUGCUGUAGUGGCAGUAGAUUUGAGAAGUAGCAGCUCAUCUGCGGCCAUCGGAGAGAAGCUGAAGGAUUGGAUGUGCCAGGUUGAUGCCGAGAGCUGCAGCGCUGCUCUCAAAUCUCUGGAGGGUGGCAAGGGUCCUAAGCACGCGAAAGUGGAAACGAUGGAGGGCCUUGUCGGCAAAGGAAUUUGCACCGGCGAGGGGGUUGUGUCUUCGCCUGACAAGGGAGCAGCAUCAGCAGAAGAGUGCCGCUUGGCAUGCAAAGCAAAGAUUGAGAAGAAUGCGGCUGAUGAAUCAUUCGAUACUUGUACCGGCUUCAGUUGGGAUGCAAAAGGAGAGUCCUGCAUGACUUAUGGGGCAUGGCCCGUUAAGAAGGCAGACCCUUUGGCAGGCCCCGAUUCCAGCUGCUAUUCAAUGUCAGUGGGUCGCCGACUGGAGGUGGCUCCACAAGGUCUGUCGUCAACAAAUGAGGUCAAUUUGGAUUUCUUUGCCGAUUUGCUUUCGGGGAGCGAGGGCUCGUCGCAUAUGAACAUUGUGCCAGCAGUUCCAAACUGCUUUGAGAGCUUCUCCUGGUAUAGUAUCAGCAAGCCAAUUGAUGUCCCUGACAAGACCUUCGAGAUCAUCAAGUACAUGGUCAGAAAGGAUGCGGAGCUCUUCCGACCUUUAGCUGCUUCAGAGAGUAAGCAUCAGGUGAAGGUGCUGGUCCAGCCUGCCUGCUUUCAGGACUGCAGCGGGCAGCUCUUUGGAGCUUGUCAGAAGCAGAAUGCCAUGGUUGAGAAAGACCAAGCAGAGGAAAGCAAGAAACCUGUGAUUGCGGAGCCAGCCUACUAUGAACCUGUCCCACAGCCGGAGACGCGUGGGGGAACGAUGAUGCUGUCCCUCAUGGGAGAUGCGGCAUACAGCGAUGUUUUCUCGACGCAGGAUGGCGUGUGGGCAUGGAGUGCAGUCAUUGGCGCUGGUUCCUUGGCCUUGGGCUUUUUGGUGACUGCAGGAUGCAUCGCCUGCUGUACAUAUCGCCCACCUCAAGAGGAAGUGGAUCCAAACAAGGUGAUGGCUCGACUUCUUUACGAGGGUCCGGAAGGUGAACGGGAGGUGCUCUUGCAGCCGGCAGCCUUCAGGCUGCCUGAGCCAUAUAUCAGCAGGGCACAAAUCAGAGCCAUGCGGCAGACUGGUGAUCGGACCUUGCCAAUGAGCAAUCGGCCACCUGAAGUGGCAGCUCAGGCCGAGCAGGCCGAGCAGGAACUGUGGCGUCGAGCCUACCAGUUGGAGCGGGAACGGGCAGAGCUUUUGGGCGUACCUUUGGGGGAGGCCGCAGACAAAGUAUCGUGGCAGGCUUCUUUUGAGGAGUUGCGUGGGAGAAACGCCGAAGCGGAGCGGCAACGUGGACAUCCUCAGAAGGAAAUAUCAGGUACAUGUCAGGAACUUGCAAAGAAAGAGCUGGAGGCAGCACAGGCAGAGGCAGAGGCAGAAACUAUCAGAUCGGACCAGCAAAUGCCACAACUCAGCAGUCCUUUGAUUGCACAGCCAAUCCUUCGCAUGGGUGACAUCAUUGGCCUACCCUGUGACGAGGGAGAGCAUAGCAAUGCACAAUUGGUGCAGCGGCUUCAGCCUGGGGAUGCUGAAAGGUUGUCACAGCCCAGACUGGAUAACCAGGGCGGUUCUCAGGCAGAGGUCACUGUUCCAUUCAGGAUUUCUGAUGGGCAAAGUCCAAAGCCCCAUCGCGAUUUGCUGUUGCCAGAGCAAGGGUUAUUGGACAUGAUUGCCACGCUGCGGGCAGAGAGGCGGUACCCAGAUGUGAUGGGAGAUAUACCAGUCGAUGAUGCCGAGUCGGCCAAUGAUGGGGAAAUUCCGGGUGGGAAGGUGUUGAAGGCAACGAAGUUGGGCCCACACCUGAAGCGGGAACCUUUGCAGGCGGGCUUACGCCUUCCUCGUUCACAGCCCAAAUCGCCACAAGGUGUCGAUGGUGAUGCGCUUUUGGAGCAGGAUUCAGCUCGACAGCCGCGAGGGGCCGCGCUGCACUUGGAUCCAACAAGGCUGCAGUAUGCAAGGGGCAUGCUGCCAUUUGCGCCGCGACAGCUUCCUCAGGUUGGUGAGCUGGGCCAGCGCCCCCCUGAUUCGGAAGAACGUCGCUGGAUUGAAGCAGCAGUGCGACGGAUGUUCCUCUUGCUCAGCCCUGCCAACUACGAGGCGCUGAUGGAGACAUUCAGAGAGUGGAAGCUGCCAGCUUCCACAGUGAUAGUGAAACAGGGAACACCUAUUUCAACGGGCCCGAGCUUGUGCGUGCUGCUGGAUGGCGUGAUAGAUGUGCUCCACUGUCCAACUGGCGCAGAUGCGAGUGAGAAGGUUUGCACCUACGAUCGCUGUGGCCAAUGCUUUGGUGAGCUGGAGCUCUUCUAUGGAAAGCCAGCAGGACAUGGAAGUGGACGCAAGCUUCAUUGGGCUACCAUUGAGACGCGCACAGCAGCAACGCUUUGGACAGUGGCUCCCGCCUCAUGAGGUCAGCUACUGGAAGAUAUCUGAGCCGAAAGUUUCACCGCCAGGUGAGGACAGCCUCGCACAAAAUGUGCGAGGCAGCAACGGAGAACGGAAA
Molecule: messenger RNA, 5953 nt
Organism: Cladocopium goreaui
Lineage: Eukaryota; Dinophyceae; Suessiales; Symbiodiniaceae
Source: the annotation of a GenBank genome assembly